CACCCAGUAGAACCCGGAAGUGGCUGCAGUUCAUGGGCUCCACGUGGGUGAGAAGGCAGGAUGGGGAGCCCGGAAGCGCUUCCCCGCUUCAAGUGUCCGCCGGACUUUGUUGCCAGCUGCUUUGCCCCGGGACCCCCUUUCUCCCUUGAGGUACUCCAGGACCCUUCGAAGGAAGUCCUUCUGAUCCGAGCCCCAGCCAACUUCAGCCCAGAAAGCUUCGAGGGGCAGGCGCUGCCUCUCUCGGGCUCCCACACCGUCAAGCUGCCCCAACCCAACGGGGCGCAGAAGGUCUUCGGCAUCCAGGCCGCUCUGGGCCGGCCGCCCAGCUCUGCCCGCUUGCUGGUCCCCUCGAGCCACAGCCAGGACCGCCUCUCUUGCGCGCCACCCUUCGGAGGGUCCUUGACCAUCGCGGAGCGGCAUGGCGACCCCGGCGCUUAUCCGGUGCUCUUCCUGGCGGCCAGGCAAGCGGCCCCGCAAAUCCCGGAAGGCCUCAAGCAGCGCUUCGUGCCGUUCGGGGGGCAGAAGAAGAGACCCGCCUUGGGGGACGCCGCAGAGGGGGCCCCGCGGAAGAAGCAGAAGAAGAGCAAACGCCGGUUGUAUACGCCCGAGUACAUGGGGGAACCCCAGGAAGAGGUGCCCGAAAUGGAAGAGAAUGGAGAGGAGUCUUUGCAAGAGCUAAAGAGCAGCAACAUCCUGGCUGCUUCGCAGGAAUCGUCGCUCUCGGCAGAGGAUCCAAGCCACAAAAGGAAGAAGAAGAAAAAGAAGGUGAAGGAGGAGCCGACCGAGAGUUUUCUAACAGAGGCUGACUCCAUAACCCAUCAGCCUCAACCCGAGAUACCUUUGGACUCUCUAACCCAGCAGCCUGGGUUGGCAUUGGACUUUGAGGCCUCUUUGGAAGGAAAUGGUGAAGUUGGGGAAGAGAAGAAGAGGAAGAAAAAGAAGAAGAAAGAACAUAUGGAGGAGGCCGACUCUGUAACGCAUCAGUCUCAACCCGAGGUGAUUUUGGACUCCCUAACCCAGCAUCCUGGGUUGGCGUUGGACUUUGAGGUCUCUUUGGAAGGAAACGGCGAAGUUGGGGAAGAGAAGAAGAAGAAGAAAAAGAAGAAGAAGGAACAUAUGGAGGAGGCCGACUCUGUAACGCAUCAGUCUCAAUCUGAGAUGCCUUUGGACUCUCUAACCCAGCAGUCUGGGUUGGCGUUGGACUUUGAGGUCUCUUUGGAAGGAAACGGUGAAGUUGGGGAAGAGAAGAAGAAGAAGAAAAAGAAGGAAAAGGAACUUAUGGAGGAGGCGCCAAUGGACAUAAAGGAAGAACCUGGCUUGGAAGAGUCGUUGGAAGACGUAGCGAAAGACUCUGGCCAUAAGAAGAAGAAGAAAAAGAAGGAAAAGAUGGAGGAAGAGACGCCUCCCGAGCUGGGAAAUGGGACUGUUUUGGAGAUGGCUUCCAUCAAGGACGAGCCUAACGAGCCUGCAAACGAAGAACCGUCGGAACCAAACGUUCCCAUCCACAAGAAGAAGAAAAAGAAGAAGGUGAAGGAGGAAGAAGAAGAAGGAGGGACGAAACAGACGGAAGGAACCGCGUUGAUGGAAAGCAGCUCCUUAAAGGAGGAAGAGACGCAAAACUUGGAGCAAAACAUGGAAACGCCGAGCCAAAAUCACAAGAAGAAGAAGAAGAAGAAGGAAUGCAAGAAGGAAGAGGACUAAAGCCACCACGUUUCCCAGAAAUGACCUAGAGUUUGAUUCCUUGGAAGAAGAGACACUCUACUUCUCUAUUCAUCCUUUACUGCAAAAUUUACUUAGGAAAAGCCUCCAAAAUGGCUGAAAAAACGUCGGCCUCGUCGUACACGGUGAACUAUAUAUUAUCCAACGGCAGUGAAGAUCCCACCGCAAACAAACAGGUCCUAUCACAAACUCUGGAUUAAAUAUGGAACUUGGAAUUCCAA
Anolis sagrei ordinatus is the source of this 1940-nucleotide messenger RNA. NCBI's taxonomy places the organism in Eukaryota, Metazoa, Chordata, Lepidosauria, Squamata, Anolidae. The record is from RefSeq and is a predicted model, not a curated record.